AGUGAAGCACGGAUAAUUUUCCAAAAGUAUGAAGAAGACUGGGGGAGUGGGUCGAUGUUACCGUUCAAAACAUUGAACACAAGGAUAAAAUCCAAGUGCAUGUUUUGCAGUCGAAGCCACCUCCAAAUGUUUCACAACCUACAUCCGUCGAUCAGGUAUGUCUGCACUGAUUUAUGUUUAUAAUACUUUAGUUUUUGAAAAAGUUUUUGGAACUGAUCUGUUUGCAAACCCUAAUUGUUUUUGCUUUUUUUUUUUUGCACAGCCCAAAGAUUCCCUGCACACAACAAGAAAUGAGAAGGGAAGUGUUAAAGGUAAACAAACUUGUCAUUUGUUUGAUUAUUAUUCUUGCCAAAUAAUAGUAGGAUAAAACAAAAAUCUGAAAAAAUGUGGUCUAUAUUUCACAUGUGAUAGCAAAUUGUGCAUCACAUUUACUUUAAGGUGCAGAUACCUUAUAAAUGAAGUACUAUAAUUGACUAAGAAUAUAUAUUACAAUGACCAAAUAUUUUAAUACUUGUCUACUAAAAAGCUGUUCUUCUGACAGUAUGUCUUGAAUAUUUACUUUAAUUUUAAAUAAGAAAAAUGAAGUUGAAUCUUUUGAUACUCAAUUAUAGUGUUCAUAUUGUGAAUUUUGUGAAUAAAUUUCAAGGCUUCUGCCUUAGAAAAAUUUAAAAAGGAGCCCACAAGGCCAAAAAACUGAGAAGUUAUGAGCCCAGCCUGAGAAAAGUUAAAUGUUAGGAAAAACAUUUACUGGGCACCAAAAACAGUACCUUGGGUGUCCCAGACUACCGGAAACCUGCUAGGCAACAGCCUUGCAUCCUAAAUACAAUAUAUAAUAAUUAUUUUUCACCCUCAGGGAACUGUUCUGGUAGUGGUUCAAAACAGACAACCUUAUUGAUGAAAGAUGGAGCAGUUUCAAUUGGGCCUGCUUUAGAGGUAGGAACUAUGCAAUUAAAAUUUGGUUUUCCAACAAAAAUAUUCAUAUCUCCUCCGUGGGUGGUAAUGGAAAUUUCCAAGAAGCAGGGGUGGGGGCCCAGAGGACCACUAGAAGUACAAAGAAUGUAUACACUCAUCUGGUACCAUUUGCAGAAACAAAACAUUUCCUGAACUGGAAAUUGAGUUUUUAGCCAGAAAUUAAAAUAUUAAAAUGUAUAACAUAUUAGAAUUUUAGAAUUUUGUUCUAAUUUGUUAAAGUGGUACUAUGAUCAAAAAUAUACAUUUUCUGUUCUUUUCAUAUUUUGAAAAUAUAAGUACUUGUUUCUUACCUUGCAAAGUUUCAAGUCAAAACUCGUACGGGAAGUGCCAUUAUUUUAACUUUACAUUUCGAAUUCGGCUUGCCGCCAUUACUCAAUUAAAAAUGACCGGGACCGAACCCUGAGAGUUGGAUCGAGUUUUCCUAAAGAUUUUGUGACGUCAAAGACUCAACACGUCACUCAACACGUGCCGUUUGGCUUUGUUGUCUGUGUCCCGGAGGGAAUAAUAAUCAUGACGUGUUGAGUCAUUUACGUCACAAAUCAAGUCAAGUGUACCAGAUCGCAAACCAGUAGAACGUGGGCUCGGAUUUAUGAACGGAGUAAUGGCGGACGGAUUUUACGUGAUUUUCGUGGGUUUUCAGUCAGCUAUUUCUGGGCUGUGUAAGAAUAUAUCAAUCUAAUUUAUAGCAAUUCGCAUUUGUCUAAACCUAUUAAAUACAUUUGCACUAAAAAAGCGAAAAAGAAAUACAAAAAUUUUCAUCGUAGUGGCACUUUAAAUUAGUAUUCAUACAUGACACUUCAAUUAUCUGGACCUUAUUUUCAGUUCUAGUCUGGGUCGUAGAUUUUUGACUGCAUUUAGUAGUUGUUGCUACAUUGACAUGUGUGCUGUAACAACCUAUUCUCCCAGCUUUUUGUGAGAACCUAUUAGUUGACUAUUUUAUUUUCAAAUUGCUAGAAUAUUGUUGGUUUGUGCUUUUAAAAUUAAAUUUUAUUAAUGAAAUUCAGUUUAACCCUUUCACUCCUGAGUUUUUCUACCCCUUUUUCCAAACUCGUAAAUAAAACCUAAAUGGCAAUGUAUGAUAUACCAUUUGAAAGGUCUUGACCAGUGCAGUCCUUAUUUCAUAUCAAAAUUGGAGAAGUAAAUCAUGGCUUUGACAUAAACGGGCUGAAAAUGUCAAAGUCAAAAAGUUCAGAAAUGCCUCAAUUUUCAGACAUACUAGGUAUACCCCCAAACUAUAGCUUAUUUUGCAGCUCUCAGUUAAUAGAGUAACAUGAGUUAUGUCUCACACUGCAAAUGUGUAAAAAAAAUUGUCAAAAGUUCCAGGGGUGGUCAUAGAUACUAGAGGGGUACAAUUUUAUUCUGAAAUGAACUGAUCUUUCCAAGACCAUUUUGUGGCAAAAUUUCAUUGAAAUAGACCAAAUAUUAACAAUUUUAUGAACUUUUUACGUCAGCUGACGUAAACAGGUGUUAAAGGGUUAAGUUGCUCUUUAAAAUGCAGUGACAUCCAGUCACCCAUGAAACUGAAAUCUGAAAGAAAUAAUUAUAAACAAAAUCUUUUCUAGUGUGAAUAAGACCACAGACAAUAUAUUUAUGUUACUUGGCUUCCAUUAUUGUUCUCUAGAAUGAGCCUUCUUUAGCAGACUCUAACAAAGUGACCGUCGAGUUGAAUGUUGAAGAUAUCAGGAAGAGAAGUGUGCUGUAUGCCAAAAGCUCAAGAACAUACCAUCAACGAAUGAAUGCGAAUGCCUUUGAAUUGUGCAUUGAAAAUCCCACUCUGUUAGAUGACAAACAGAACCUUAUAGAACUUUGUCGUAAAAAACUUGAUAAUGACGGCUACAAUUACAGCAAGAAAAGAUCAAGAUCAAAAUUGUUUGGAACAGGAUCAAUGGAGCAUGGUAGCAGUAGCAAGAAAGUGCAAAUGUCUGAGCACUUACGUACUAAGAAGGUUGAAGAACUCACAGAUGAUAUAGCUAGCCUCGCGGAUAGAAUACGACUUUUGCAACAACAGAGAGCAAGAGAUGAGCAACUUAAACAGUACAUGCGAGCCUCUGCAGUAGAAGAGGAGAUCACCAAGCUGCGAAAAGAAAAAAGAAAGCAUGAAGAAGAGGUGUUGCUUAUCCAGAAAAAACAGGCAAAAGCCAAAUGGUACAAAGAUAAGCAGUCAACCAGUUCCUCGUCUUCUGACGGGUCAUCGUCUUCGAGUAGUUCAACUAAGACAUUGACAUCUUUCUGGGGAAAGUCAGUUACACCAGCAGAACCAUUGAGUAAGGAAGCAGGUACAGCCAGAGGAAAUUCAACUAAAGCUACCUGUACUAAUCAGGAGGAAACACAGUCGUCAAGGGUUUCUGAUGAAGUCGCCAAGCAUUCUGGAGAUAAACCUGGAGAGAAUGAUACACCAGAAAAUGAGUCACAAGGAGACAACAAUAAUGGCACAAGGAGUGCUGAUAGUGGGAGCAAGGCUCAUUUUUGUAGAUAAAGACGCUCCUAGGAGUGACAUUUAUACACGAUAUGUGUCACAUCUUUCUUCUUGUUUAUCGGAUGUGUCUAAAUACAAAGUUGACGAUGGUUUAUAUGUUGCGUUAAUUAAUGAUAUGACACUUGAAGAAGUUGCUGUUGCAAGGAGAGAAUUUUGCUCUAGGAAACAUUGUUCAGAAUUACAAGUUUGUUCACAGUGCGAGGGACUGAUUUCGUUUGCCCACGAUGUCAUAAAUAAUGGAAUUGUUGAACUGAAGGCAUUUUUUAUCAAACACUUUCCAAAGGUCAAGUAUAUAAGUUCAAAGGCGGUAAGGCUGCUAAUGCAGCUGCCACUUAUUGUCAUGGAAAUUGCACCUGAAGGCCCAGGAUCAAAAAGACUGUAUGCUACAGAAUUCCAACCUGGAGUUGAUGCACAAAGAUUUGUGGUCAUAAUGAGACAGUUCUUGCAUUCGAAGAAAGCAAAUGUCAGAGAAAAGCUUCCAUCUAGACAAAAAAUAAACGCCUUAUGUGAACUAGCAACCACUGAAACAGAUCGUCUGCUACUAAAAAUGAUUGCUUGUUCUGAGCUUAGCGCUAAAGAAGCUCGGAAGCGAUAUGGAGUUCAAAAUCUCGGCGAAAAACAAAGGAAAAUCGAAGAGACCCUUAGAAGGGCAAGUGAAAUCAAACAAACAGUGGCAGAGCUUGCACGAGUCAAGGAAAAGGCACUUUUGCGCACCAUUGGCUUUGACUACGAAUCCAGUGAUUCAGAGGAUGAAAGUACUGACCUUGGCGAAGUUCAAGAUGUUCAAUGGAUUUCGUCAGAAGAUGCAACAGAAGAUGAAGAAGAGUUUCCAUUAAGUGAUCAGCUGCAUUCCAAUAAAGGACAACAUGAUACAGACAGCUCAGACCAUGGGAGUUCUUUUGUUAAGGUUGCACAAGAAAAUGCAGUAUCAAAGGAAAAAGGAACAUCAGACAGGGGUAUGUUUGAUCCAGAUGACACGGACAUACUGAAAAAUCCAACUGUAAAUCCAGCACCUUCAAGAGAAACACUGUUGUUAAUACUAAGAGAAAACAAUCUUAACUGGUUUACAUUUGUGGCUGAGCUAAAAAACAUGUUACCAACAGAUAACCCUGAAGUUUUAAAUCAAAUACUUGUUGACUUUGCUGAUUUCAUCCCCUAUAGUGAUCUUUCAACAGCAGAAGAGCAAUUGAUCGAAAUUAGUAGACAGGCAUAUUUAGAGAUUCAGCGGAAACAAUCUCUAGGCAACACCAUAUUUGAGACUGACAGUGAAUCUGAUGAUGGAGACUGGUGUGAAAUCAAUGAUAUUUGUUCUGAUGAAGCAAAAGAAAAAGUGCAACAAGAAAGAAAAAAAAUCAAGAUGGCUGCUAAAAGGGAAACUUCAAAGCUUAUAGCUAAAAGAAGCCCUUCUUAA
Molecule: messenger RNA, 4859 nt
Organism: Porites lobata
Lineage: Eukaryota; Metazoa; Cnidaria; Anthozoa; Scleractinia; Poritidae
Source: the annotation of a GenBank genome assembly